Messenger RNA from Colletotrichum destructivum, 2278 nucleotides. Its product is annotated as Putative CCR4-NOT transcription complex subunit 9, armadillo-like helical. Bases 485 to 1594 code for a protein of 369 amino acids. The record is from RefSeq and is a predicted model, not a curated record. Gene Ontology annotation, cellular component: CCR4-NOT complex; P-body; CCR4-NOT core complex. Lineage: Eukaryota; Fungi; Ascomycota; Sordariomycetes; Glomerellales; Glomerellaceae. The transcript is spliced from 4 exons. Gene Ontology annotation, biological process: mRNA catabolic process; negative regulation of translation.
GCCUUGCCUACCUUCCCUGCUCAACAUUCAACCUUCCCUAGUUUAUCGUGUGCUUCACGCAACCUCGAGCCAGACAGAAUACGCACUUGCCUCCUCGCCCACGCAACGAUUCCUAAGGGCUUGUCACUGCAAAAAACAAUAAGUUUGCCCCUUGUUAUCCACUACCUCCUCUCCAACGAACCAGCUUGUACGCCGAGACACUCAAAGCCCGCACGCACCCCGCGAAAUCCUGCCACCGCACCUCGACACCUACUCGUCUUCAAUUGCGAAUCCGCCAUUGUCACCUUUUAGCCAGAUACGCGGCAAAUUGUGCAGCACCGGGCAAAACAAUAAUAUUUAAACGACGACGGCGACGACGACGACGACAACGACAGAAGGACGUUGCUAGUUUGCGAACGAAUUCGGGACUUCUUCCGGACCGACGCUAUAUUGGAACUUUCCGCGAUAGCAUCUUCCCUCAAGCGCACCAUUCUGGGUCUUCAAGAUGAUGCCGGCACAGCACGUUUACGGACACCACCAAUUUAAUCCACAAGCCGACUCGGCAUGGAUGCAUCAGCAGUCAAACCAGCACCACCAUGCGCAGCAAGCUGCUGCCGCCGCUUCUGCCGUCCAGCAGCAGCAGCAACAACAACAGCAGCAGCAGCAGCAGCAGCAGCAGCACUACAAUCGACUCGCUGGAGGUCACUCUACCGUUCCGUCCCUUGGCAACACGCAUGCUGCGGAUGGGGGUCACGAUAACAUUUCCGAGGACAAUCGAAGGACUAUGGCCUACAUUGCUGACCUCUUGAACGAGAGCACUCGCGAGGCUGCCUUAUUGGAACUCAGCAAGAAGAGAGAGCAGGUUCCUGAGCUGGCUCUCAUCUUGUGGCAUUCCUUUGGAGUCAUGACAUCGUUGCUGCAGGAAAUCAUUUCGGUCUACACCCUGCUGAAUCCUUCUCAGCUUACGGCCGCAGCAUCCAACCGGGUUUGCAAUGCGCUGGCCCUUCUUCAGUGCGUUGCAUCUCACAACGACACGCGCACGCUGUUUCUGAAUGCCCAUAUCCCUCUCUUCCUCUAUCCCUUUCUCAAUACGACAUCGAAAUCUAGGCCGUUUGAAUACUUGCGAUUGACGUCACUGGGCGUCAUCGGCGCUCUUGUCAAGAAUGACUCGUCCGAGGUUAUCAACUUCCUGUUGACCACAGAAAUAAUCCCUCUAUGCCUUCGUAUUAUGGAGACGGGCUCCGAGUUGAGUAAGACUGUGGCCAUUUUCAUUGUGCAGAAGAUUCUCCUUGACGACAAUGGCCUGAAUUACAUUUGCGCCACUUAUGAACGCUUCUACGCCGUGGGAACUGUCCUCAGCAACAUGGUCGCUCAGCUUGUUGAACAGCAAACUGCGCGUUUGCUUAAGCAUGUCGUCAGGUGUUUUCUAAGGUUGAGCGAUAAUGCUCGAGCACGCGAAGCUCUCCGUCAAUGCCUCCCUGAGCCUCUUCGAGAUGCAACUUUCUCUUCCGUUCUUCGAGACGACGCGGCAACGAAGAGAUGUCUAGCGCAACUCCUCAUAAAUCUUUCAGACAACGUCGUCGAACCGACCCAAGGGCAACACCCUGGCCUUUGAGGCCAAGAAUAACUUGACAUAUUGUAACGUUUUCGGGCCAACAUAGACUCAUGCAUAAAACACGGCGACUCGGAGGUCAGUGAUUUCAUUGGAAAACGCAAAAGCGUCGUGGACGCAUUGAUACCCGCUUCCUUUGUCCCAGAUGGGGCAUAUCAGGUUAAUCUGGAAUGCAUCUUCGACUCGGUCUUUCUUUCUUUUAUCUGUAGCAUCGAAAAGGACGGGGCGAAAAGCAAGGGUUUGGUUUUUUUCCUUCUCCGCUCGGGGGGAUAGGCGAUGGGGGGUUAAGACAUUUGAUUAUACGGUACAGUAAGGAGCAGUCGGAUCUGGGAACGGCGCCUGGGGCGGGGUUAGACGGUCCCGGCUUCUUUGGACAUGAACCAGUACUUUUAUCAUCCUGUCCGGCGGUGAACAUGAUGGCAUUGGCUUUGCUCGGGUAACUCAAAUGUGCGCGCUGGGGGGGGGGGGUUUCCUGGCAGCGCGAUGAUGGGAGUAUGGGAUCCUCGCGCUAUUGCUUGGACUCGACUUUUCCGUGUAUGUAUAUCGAGGCUCGAGUCUGGGUAUUCAAAUUGUUUAUACACGACCCAUUAAGCCCCCCCCUUGGCCCGUUUCUGUAAUUGAUUUCGAAUACCAGGUUCAUGGAGUUUCGAUGAAAAACGUACGCAGGUAUAAUAAACAUUUAUCACU